Messenger RNA from Desarmillaria tabescens, 384 nucleotides. RefSeq lists its product as uncharacterized. The annotation marks the transcript as partial. The transcript has a single exon. The record is from RefSeq and is a predicted model, not a curated record. NCBI's taxonomy places the organism in Eukaryota, Fungi, Basidiomycota, Agaricomycetes, Agaricales, Physalacriaceae.
CCUAUGUGGAUUGUGGACAACAGGCUGUCACUGCAGGAUCACUCUUUCGGUGAAGCAUGGCAGAAUCUGAUCGAAAAGUGGCACCACCUUGAGCUCGACAUCUGGAGUUCUGAUUCUGGCGCAGUGGGAAAACUGUUAUCGAAGCGGCGCCCAUGCAUGCUAACGGUAUGGCUUGAUGGUCCACAAUCCUUCGAGCAAUGUCCUUCAGUCACUGAACCGUCUCUAUUCGCCAAGGAGAUGGUUGACUGGUGGAAUCAACUCAAUCCUGCAUGGCGACGCUCAACAAAUGGAUUACCAAAGGCUGACUACAGUAAAUCAUUGAUGACGCUGCGCAAAGGAGGGCAACAUGGGCUGGUUACCGUCAUCUUUGGCUUAUAUUGGUGG